This is a messenger RNA of Malania oleifera, 2000 nucleotides long. RefSeq lists its product as uncharacterized. The transcript is spliced from 11 exons. Gene Ontology annotation, molecular function: DNA replication origin binding; single-stranded DNA binding. Lineage: Eukaryota; Viridiplantae; Streptophyta; Magnoliopsida; Santalales; Ximeniaceae. Bases 202 to 1461 code for a protein of 419 amino acids. The record is from RefSeq and is a predicted model, not a curated record. Gene Ontology annotation, biological process: DNA replication; DNA replication initiation. Gene Ontology annotation, cellular component: nucleus; replication fork protection complex.
ACUCAAUUUUUUUUAAUAAAAAAAUUAAAUUGAAAAAAAUGGGGUGCGAAGGUUCCAAGCUUCCCUAAAAAAUAUUUGGUUCCCUCCAAAUGUUCGAAUCUCCCUCCAAAGGCUGCAGAGACCGCACAAUCACGAAUCGACAAUUCACCAGCUUCUCUGUAAUAAGCAGCAGAUCUCUCUCUCUCUCUCUCUCUCGCAGUAAUGUCAAACCACCAGGACGACCUCGACCUCCUCCUAUCCCUUCAAGACAGGGUUUUAGAAACCCCUCCUGCUUCUCCUUCAGUCCUGCUGCAACCCCACUCUUCCGGGUACCCUUCAGAUGAUGGAUCGCCCUCAUGGCGGAUGCGGAAUGCGGACAUGUCUGUCUUCAGGGACGCUGUUCAAGACUACCUUGAUUACGAGCCCGAGCCUGAGCCCACCAAGCAAACCCCCAAAUUUAACGGGUCGAAGAACUCAAAUGAUGUUCAGGUUGAGAAGUUCUCGGGUCUGCGGAUUCGAAAUCAGCUGAUUUCACCGGCAGAGAUUAGCAAUCGUUUUUCAGAUAUUCGAUUCGUCCGACUACUGACCAUAAAGAACUUGUUGGUGGGUGAUACUCUUUCGGGUUGUUGGGCAACCGUUGGGGUUUUGACGGAGAAGGGGAAUCCAAAGACAAGUUCUACCGGAAAGAGUUAUUCUAUAUGGAAAUUUGGGUGUUUGGAUGAGAGCACUGUUUCAGUUUUCUUGUUUGGAGAUGCUUAUCAGAAACACUCGAAAGAACAGGCUGGCACAAUCUUUGCACUUUUCAAUUGCAAUGUUCGCAAAGAUGCUAUGGGCAGUGGAUUUUCUUUAAGUGUUUAUUCUGUUAGUCAAGUUUUAAAGAUGGGCUCUUCGGUUGAUUAUGGGAUUUGCAAAGGAAAAAGGAAGGAUGGGAUGGCCUGUACACUAGUUAUAAAUAAACGCCGUGGGAUAUUUUGCAAAUUCCAUAAGUCGAAAGCAUCUGAAAAGUAUUCCACCACGCGAACUGAGCUUACAGGAGGUAACUUAAGAACUGCCUUUAGAGGUGCUCGCAAGUCAGAAGGAAUUUAUCUGGUUGACCCUCUAGUUGACAGGACAAACAUAGUAAAGCCUGCAAAGCCAGUGAAGUUGUUGUCUGUGGAAGGAUUGAAGAAGGCACUAAGUAAUGCAGGCAAAGUCACAACAAAUACACAUUCACAAGGAAUAAGAUUUCUUACGGAGAUCACAGGAAAAACAUGUCCUACAAAUACAAAUAAAGGAUCUGCACUGCCAAACCAACAAAUGCCCAAGUCUGGCAAGAGGAUAUCAUCAACCAUGAAACUAGAUCCUUCAGAUGUCACUGGAAAACAACGGGAUACAAAAAGAAAGAAAAUUGAGCAUGUGCAGGAUUCAGCAGGGAAAAUCACCAAGUUGACUACAGAAAAGAUGAUCGAACUAGAUUUUGUAAGUUCAGACGAAGAUAUCUGAACCUUCCAACAAAUGAUGAUUUUUAUCUGGUGGAAGUGAACUGCAGAACAGCAGAGAAUUGCAUUCAAGGCGACAGUGUCUCUCAUGUCAUGAAGUUGAAAAAGUAGAGGUCGCAAAAUCCGCUUGUUUGAAGACUUCUUUGUUGGGAAGCAGUCAUUUUCUUGAUAACCAUGGUAUGGGUAUCAGCUCCUCUAUUUAUUGGAUAUUGCUCCAUGCAAUAAUAGAAUGCUUCGUGGCUCAAUAUAUUUGCUGCAAUUCCCUUCACAAUUGAAGACCAUUUUGCAGUGAGAAGAGUUGAACGAGCUGAAAGAUAAAGCGAUUUAGCUUCAUAAUUAAUCAUAACAAAUAUGUAACAAUUCAAUUAUUGGUCAGAUUGAAUCUUUGUUGUUUCAACUGGGUUAAUACUUAAGUCAGUCUGUCAAUGCGUGAUGCUAAAAUAGUGGCAUUGUUUUUUGUAAAUGCAGAUUAGAACAUUUGGGUCUAUAGGUUUGCAUUUACUAUCAUUUUUUCCCCUAAUGAGAAUUUAAGUCUUAUAACCA